UGUUUGGCCGGUUCCUCCUCCUCCUCCUCCGUCAUGCUGCUUUGCCCCCCAUCCCCCUCCCAUUGGCUGCCAGCCGUCUAAACAGCUCCAGCUGCAAUCCCCGCUGCCGCUGCUGCUGCAACGAGCUGCCGGCUAUUAGAUCACCUCAUCCCGCACAGCCUCUGCCUCCGCCGGUCUGCAAGCUCACGGACCAUUGCCAACACUUCCAUUAUGACGGGCGUUGCGGCUGCCUCCUUCUUCUCCAACGUUUGCCGGUUUGGCGGAUGCGGGCUGCACUUUGAGUCCCUGGCCGAGCUCAUCGUUCAUAUCGAAGAUAACCACAUCGAUACAGAUCCCAGAGUUCUGGAGAGGCAGGAGCUGCAGCAGCCCACAUACGUUGCCCUGAGCUACAUUAAUAGAUUCAUGACUGAAGCAGCCCGCAGAGAGCAAGAAACUCAAAAGAAGAAGGUCCAACCCAAAAUUGCUAUAUCAGUAACGGGAGGUGUAUCGCGUAACAGUACAGCGACGCCUCCGCGACAUAGCAACGGCAGCCUAACUCCACCCGUCACCCCUCCCAUCACACCCUCGUCCUCCUUCCGCAGCAGCACACCUACAGGCAGUGAGUGUGAUGAGGAGGAAGUGGAGUAUGAAGACUCUGACAGCGACGAGUCCUGGACUACAGAAAGCGCCAUCAGCUCAGAAUCCAUCCUCAGCUCCAUGUGUAUGAACGGAGGCGACGAGAAACCCUUUGCAUGCCCUGUUCCAGGAUGCAAGAAGAGAUACAAGAGAACCGUCUUUUAUUGUCUGAAUUGGAAGGACAUUGAUCUCAGGUCACAAUACAGCUGCCAACUUUCUGACAAACAAACCAGGAAACCGGAGAAACUCACUUCCACUCACUUCGUUCCAGAACAUUCCACACACUAUCAAAACGGCUGACUUUACACUGUGUAAAGUUGGCUUUCCAAAGUUUGUUUUGCAUGUGGCUAGAAUGAAGACAGCACCUUCAUUGUAAAAUUCAAUUCUCUGCAUGAGGCCUUUUCCAGACGACUGCAAGCAGUUAUGUGGCUCAUGCAUCUAGUUGUAUUUGAGUUCUGAGCAAUAUUUUAUCCAACGAUCCCCGAAUGAAAUCACACUUUUGUCGAAGCCAACAAUAAUCGCAUUGGAAAUGCGGUGCAACGACAGCCUGAAGAGAGACAAAGGGCAGAUUUAUUCUGCCCUGUUACCCCUGCUGCUUAUAUUCCAGCAGUGCAGAAGUGCCAAGUUAUUCUUCUCCAACUGAAAAAGAAACAUGGAUGAUCUGCCAAACACAACGGGUCACAUCUGGGUAUCCGGUUGGUGCCUGUUAGUGGAGGAGCCUUAAAGAGGACCUAAACUUCUGUUUGUGUACUCAGCCUUGCAGUAUUUUUUUGUCAGUUUUAGCUCGUAAGAUCCUUAUUUCGGUCGUUGCUGUUGAUUCGCUUUUAUUUUUGACACAUUUGGGACUGUCCUUGUGGUUGUUUUUGUGUAAAUGUAUUUGUUAGCCCUCUGCUUGCCUUGUAUUCUAGGCUUGCUUAGCAUGACACGACUUCCGGCUAAGCUGCUCUGCUGUCUCUUGGCUUGUAGUCUUACUGUUACAAUCUUUGUUGUCAAAAGUAUUAAAUCUUUACGUUAUAUUGUUACUGCUAGUAUUACAGUUCGAUAGUGCCAGAUGCAUAGCUACGCCUGAAUAUAUUUUCUCAACGUUAAUUCUUGAACGGUUUUACAUCGGUCCUGUUGUCCGCCAAAUAAAGCAUACCACAGUUUACACAAGUAAAACAACUUUUAAGAGCUUCAACUUUUUGUGCAGAGAAGAACCAAGUAAGCUUUCCUAUCCGCUAGUCUGUUUUUCUCGGUAAGGGUCGGUCAUUAAAUUAAACAACACGGACCAAAAAUGGCACUGCCAAAUCUCCAGAUAUGAAGCUUGGAAAAACAAGAUGCUGGUACAGUGAUGGCAUCAGAUUGUGUUACCAUGGAUCUUUGAUAUGUAUACCUUGGUAUUUAUAUGGUACUUUAAGGUAUUCUCAGGGUACAUGUCCAAAAACAUGGUAAUACUUUUACCAUGGUACUUUUUUUUGUCAGAGGUGCCAAGAUGGGACAGAGAAUUUAGAGUCGAUAUGGACAAAAUGUUCCAUGUUGUCCAUAUAUUUGGUGUCAAAUGGCCCCUGGGACCAGGAUCUGUAUUUAAACAUUAAAAUUGAGGACAAUACCUAUGAUUUUUUUUUUUUUUUUUUUUGAAAUUGAAUGAAUGGAUAGUUUCUAUAAUUCAGAUGCCAAAAACUGAAGCUAGGGAAUGAAGACAGUGUUGGGUGCCUAUCCAUGAGUGACUCAUUGUUGAUGACUCACUGUCCUGUUAUUUUCCAAUUCAUCCGGUGUCAUGUUUGUUUAUAUGUGUGUAUUUUUUGACGCUGUACCAGUAACCACAUUUGUACCUCUUUUUGGCUACAGAGUCAUUGGGUCUCACCUUUGACACACAAACUAGAACCUGUUAAACAUGAUUUUACUGGAUAGGAUCCGUGUGAUUCCUCACACCUACAAUGUAGUAAUGUGACUGAGAUGCAUUUAUUUUGGAGGGAGUUUGAUAUACUAUAUAGUGAAUGUAUUGUAUUGCAAGUCUUUUGUAAAGUGCUUUUGAAAUUAUAUUUUCGUACUGUAUGUUUUUGUGGAAAAUGUUUUGUGGAACCGAGGCAAUUUGUAUGCAAGAUGAUGUAUGCGUGUUUUUGUGAGCGAGUGAGUGAGAGACUCUUUUGAGAUGUCUUUAUCCUUAAGCUGCAAUGUAAACUUUAGGACAAUGUUACAAAAAUAAAGAAAACAAACAAG
This is a messenger RNA of Pimephales promelas (fathead minnow), 2814 nucleotides long. RefSeq names its product JAZF zinc finger 1a (gene jazf1a). Gene Ontology annotation, cellular component: nucleus. Lineage: Eukaryota; Metazoa; Chordata; Actinopteri; Cypriniformes; Leuciscidae. The record is from RefSeq and is a predicted model, not a curated record.